This is a messenger RNA of Mya arenaria, 925 nucleotides long. RefSeq names its product nuclear receptor 2C2-associated protein-like. NCBI's taxonomy places the organism in Eukaryota, Metazoa, Mollusca, Bivalvia, Myida, Myidae. The record is from RefSeq and is a predicted model, not a curated record. The transcript has 4 exons. Bases 1 to 606 code for a protein of 201 amino acids.
AUGCAGAUAUUUGACUUUCAUUACAUAUGGGAAUUGAAGACUGAUAUCAUGUUUAUCAAAGAAAUACGAUUUAUUAUCUAUCUAUCCAAGCAAAAUUCAAUAAUAUCUACAUUUCAUUUCAAACUGUUGUGUGCUGCAUUGACGGUACCCAAAAAACGUAAAGAUAUAAAAUUAAUUAUGUCUCACAAAUUAGACAUUGCUGUUUCUAAUAUCAGGGUGAGUUCUGUGCUGAACCGAGACACAAAGCAGUUUGGCAAAAAGCACCUGGUUGACAGUGAUGACGACACCUGCUGGAACUCGGACCAGGGUUCCCCCCAGUGGAUCAGUAUGGAGUUUGACCAAAUGUCCUCACUCACUAAAAUGCAGCUCCAGUUUCAAGGAGGUUUUGCGGGCCGUGAGUGCUGGCUGGAGGGCCGGACAGAGGGCAGUGCUCAAUGGGCAAAAGUCAGAGACUUCUUUCCAGAUGACAUCAAUGGCCUUCAAACAUUUAGUUUCGAUCCUCCGACAGAAAAACUCCAGGCGGCCAAAAUUGUGUUCAGCACAAGCACAGACUUUUUUGGACGAAUAACAAUAUAUAGUCUGGUGCUAUAUGGAUCCGAUUCCUGACCUAAGUUGAAAUGAAUUGGUAAAAUGGUAAUGGCAGUUAUGUUCACUUCUGGUAUAUGGACAUGAUUCUCUGUACAUUGAUUCAUUAUCCAGGAGGGAUCAAGGAGGCUACUGGCUAGCUCUGAUCAGUGGUGCAUAGUACAAAGGGAUAUAUAAUUUGCAAGUAUAUUGACAUAAACAGUUAAAAAUAAUUUGGAACUUUAAACUGCUGUUGUAUGAUGGCAGACAACAAAAUUAAUGUCUUUAAUAAGGCUGUUACCGUUAUUUGGUUUCUUUUUUUUUAAAUUUAUCUAAAAAAAUUAAAUUUCUAAAUAAAAAA